CACAGGUAAGAUCUGAUCAAUCCAAACACUGUGCACAUUGAUCAAUCACCAAUAGGCCACGAUGAAUCUCUUUACUAUUGUCACUGCACUCCUUGUCAGCGUCGCCAUUGCCAAUCCUACGCCUCUCGAGAAGAGAUGCAAAUUUACUGCUGAUAGUUGUUCGGCCAACUCUGAGUGCUGCUCUACAGUCUGCUCUGGCGGGUCAUGCGGUUAAAUGCAGGGAAAUGGUGAUAUAGGUUAGCUGCCUUUAUUGGACUCUUUAUACAGUGAACUAUCAGUCACAUGUCAUAUUGUUCUCAGUUUAUUAUAUUCCGUUUACAAUAUCUAGCUAGAACUCUACUG
This is a messenger RNA of Aspergillus wentii DTO 134E9, 342 nucleotides long. RefSeq lists its product as uncharacterized. The record is from RefSeq and is a predicted model, not a curated record. The coding region runs from base 62 to 214 and encodes 50 amino acids. The transcript has 2 exons. NCBI's taxonomy places the organism in Eukaryota, Fungi, Ascomycota, Eurotiomycetes, Eurotiales, Aspergillaceae.